AGAUAUUCUUUGUUUGAUGUCUAUAAAAGAGGCACAUAACAUGUCCUGGCAGUUAGUCUGUAAGUGAAUCUGAAUGGUUUCUUUCCUGCAAAGAGGAAACAAGUUGUCAUCAGAGAAGCUAAGCAGAGACAGAAGGGAAGACAAGCAAGUGCAGAUGGGUCUGGACUCGUCCUCCUACCUCUCCCUUUGGGGCUUAUGGGUUGUCUGCCUUUUCCAACCAGCUAUGUCCAGCUGUCCCAGAGGUUGGAUGGCUUACGAGUCCGGCUGUUUCGGCUACUUCAAUGUCGAUCUGAAUUGGGGGGAUGCAGAGGUGGCAUGCCAGAAGUUCGGAGCAAGUGGGCAUCUUGCCUCAUUUCACGACCGUAAAGAGCUAGAGGCCAUGGCAAAAUACAUUAGACAAGUUAAUAACGUUGGCAAACCUCUCUGGAUCGGACUGUAUGACACCAAGAGAAGUUCUUCAAUACAGAACCGAGAGUUCAAAUGGACCGAUGGAUCCCCAGUCCCGUAUAUGCCCUGGGAUGCAGGAGAACCCAACGCCUGGGUUGGCAAGGAGUUCUGUGGGGAACUGACUAAAGAUGGAUUCAAUUUACUGAAUGACAAGGAGUGUGCAAUAAGACAACCCUACAUUUGCAGAUUUGAACCUGGGGUGUCAGGAUAAGAUGCCAGCAUGCCUGACCCCUUUCCUAUGGGAUUGCUGUAUGAUUGCCACAGUCUUGUGAGCAUCCAAGACUUUCUAGCUGACAAUAUUGUCAUAUAAUAGACCCGUGGAGGAUCUGUGCAUCAGCAGAUGUUCUUUCUGGGCUGUGAUACAAAUGAAUAAAUUCUUUUCCAAUUAUGCUUA
Messenger RNA from Anolis carolinensis (green anole), 841 nucleotides. Its product is annotated as C-type lectin LmsL-like. The record is from RefSeq and is a predicted model, not a curated record. The coding region runs from base 74 to 658 and encodes 194 amino acids. Gene Ontology annotation, biological process: response to peptide hormone; positive regulation of cell population proliferation; venom-mediated disruption of cell wall in another organism. Gene Ontology annotation, molecular function: peptidoglycan binding; signaling receptor activity; oligosaccharide binding. The transcript has 6 exons. Lineage: Eukaryota; Metazoa; Chordata; Lepidosauria; Squamata; Anolidae.